Molecule: messenger RNA, 941 nt
Organism: Rhipicephalus sanguineus (brown dog tick)
Lineage: Eukaryota; Metazoa; Arthropoda; Arachnida; Ixodida; Ixodidae
Product: monocarboxylate transporter 9
Exons: 4
Coding region: 225-941 (238 amino acids)
Biological process (GO): transmembrane transport
Molecular function (GO): monocarboxylic acid transmembrane transporter activity
Source: RefSeq, a predicted model, not a curated record
CACAACAGUUACAAGUGGCGGCGACCGUGCGCGCAGUGCAGCAAUGUCGACCGCGGUCACAGCAGCGUCAGUGCCAGCAGCAGCAAUGUCCCCCGAGGUCCACGAUUUACGUAGGGCGACGCGGUGAUUGCACUGCCGAAAAGCGAAGGCGCUACAAGCGAGUAUUCAACCCGACUCCGUUCAAACACGGGCUGCUUUGUGACGGCGUCUUCGCGGGAGAAACAAUGCCGGAUCCUGGCAGCAGCCUACAGACAGAUAGGGCGAGGGCUGCACUGCAAGGGCACAUGUACGAAACCGACAAGGACUGGCACGUGACUAUCAUUGCGGCUGCCGCCUUCUUCUUUGGCUCGGCGUCCAUCCGCUCCUCGAGCAUUUUCUACAUCAGCAUUAUGGAAGAGUUUCGGGUUUGUCGAGCCACGGCGUCAUGGCCAGACACGCUCAUCGAUGCAACAAGCGAAAUGGCCGGGCUUCUCGUGGCGGUGUUUUUCGAGCACGUCAACCCUUUGGGCGUGAUGACGAUUGGCAGCAUCCUUGCCUGGGCAGGCGUCAUGUGUUCAGCCCUGGCGCCCAGCAUCAUCUGGAUAUCGCUCACGCUCGGCGUCACCCACGGUGUUGGCAUUGGAUUGGUGUUCAGCUCGUUGCAAGUGUUCCUCAGCCAGAACUUCUGCAAAUACAGGGGAACGGCUCAUGGCAUCAUGUACGCCGGCGCAGCAGCCUCGGCGAUGGUGUUUCCCUACUUACUUGAGUACACCACGCGCAUAUUCGGCUUCCGCCUGUGCCUUGUCAUCUUCGGUCUCAUUCUGGUCAACCUCACCAUCAUCACCCUGCUGCUCGACAGAAAAUCCUGGGCGGACGGAGCCAUAACAAGGCAAGAAGCGACACCAUGGGUCGUCUUUUGCCGCUAUUAUUCUCACAUGGUUCUUUUCGUGCAUUCGAACUGA